CGGGGACAACUGCGGGGACAGUCGUGACCUGCGUCAAAAUCUUGUCCACCGCAUCCGACAGACACCCAAAGAAUCAGGCCCGGUGCCAAGACCAGUGUUUCUCAUCAGCCAAGAUCUAGCAGAACAACCGAUUGGCGAGAACAGAUGGCGCCCACAGUAGACGCCGAGGUCAAGGAGGUGCUGACUGAUGCCGUAAAGGCCCUUGACAAGGAACUGCGCGACAUCAACCACAAGAUUCACAGCAAUCCAGAACUCGGCUAUGCUGAGCACAAGGCACACGACAACAUCGUCGCCCUCCUCCAGAGCCAAGAGUUCAAGGUCACUCCCCACGCCUACGGCCUCGAGACCUCCUUUGAGGCCGAGUAUGGCUCCGGCGGGCGCCUCGUCGUCUUCAACGUCGAGUACGACGCCCUCCCCGGCAUCGGGCACGCCUGCGGGCACAACAUCAUCGCCACAGGCUCGCUAGCAGGGUUCUUCGCCACCGUGGCACUGCUCAAACAUUUCAAGAUACCCGGCCGCGUGCGCGCGCUAGGCACGCCCGCAGAGGAAGGAGGCGGCGGCAAGAUCAAGCUCAUCGAUGCAGGGGCCUUUGAGGACGUUGACGCGUGCCUGAUGACGCACCCGAUGGCGGGCAUGAUGUACAGCACGACCGAGGAGCACGCGCACGGGAUCCCGUAUGGCACUUCGGUCGCCAGUGCCAAGUUCAAGGCCACCUUCACGGGCCGGACGGCGCACGCGGCCGCCGCGCCACAGGACGGAAUCAAUGCCCUCGAUGCGGCAGUGCUGGCUUACAACGGCAUCAGCAUGCUCCGGCAGCAAAUCCUGCCAUAUGAGCGGAUCCACGGGAUUAUCAUGGAGGGCGGGGAGAAGGCCAAUGUCAUCCCUUCGCGGGCCAAGCUGGACUACAACGUGCGCAGCCGGACGAUCAAGGAGACCAAGAAGCUACAGGCUCGCGUGGAGAAGUGCUUCGAGGGAGCCGCAGUGGCGACCGGGUGUGAACUUUCAUUUGAGCAGACAAACACCUAUGCCGAAGUCGUCCCCAACCGGGCCCUCUGCAGAGUCUACUCGGAGUUCCUGGCCGACAUUGGCUUGCCGCAGCUGCCCUUUGACGACCGCGAAGGAGCGAUCCCGCACCCAGGAUCCUUCUCUACAGACCAGGGCAAUGUCACGCAGGUCUGCCCAGGCUUCCACCCUGUGUAUCGCAUCCCGUCCGAGAACGGCGCGGCCAACCACACCAAGGAGUUCACGGCGGCCGCCAUCACGGACCAGGCGUAUGAUCUUACCAUCGCCACAGCCAAGGGUAUGGCGGCAACUGCGUGGAAGGUGCUGUCUGAUGAGGAUUUUGCCGGGGUGGUGAAGGCUGAGUUUGAGCAGCAGCAGGCUGCGAGAGCAUAAGGGUUGCUCCUAAACGAACACCUGGUCUCGAACCAAGAUGGAGUCUACAUAGAGACAGUUCAAUGUUAAGCACCUGACCAGUCCGGCUCUUCGCUGAGAG
This is a messenger RNA of Microdochium trichocladiopsis, 1495 nucleotides long. Its product is annotated as metal-dependent amidase/aminoacylase/carboxypeptidase. Gene Ontology annotation, molecular function: dipeptidase activity. NCBI's taxonomy places the organism in Eukaryota, Fungi, Ascomycota, Sordariomycetes, Xylariales, Microdochiaceae. The transcript is spliced from 4 exons. The record is from RefSeq and is a predicted model, not a curated record. The coding region runs from base 145 to 1395 and encodes 416 amino acids.